UUGCACUCACUCGCAUUCACCAGGCUAGUCCCUCACUUGCCAGUUUCAGUGCAGGCUAGUCGAGUUCAGCAAAUGUGCACCAAACCGUGCUUUUCAAGUUAAAAAGUCAUGGCGUUAGUUUAUAUCGCAGUGAUCGGACACAUUUAAUUACUGUAAACACUAAACUCGAACAAUGCGGAGGGCUUCUGAUCUCAAGGACCCAUCGGAGUUUCGUAGUAGCCGGUUGUAGCAGUGUGUGGAAUGGAAUGCCUGAAUUGUAUCUUAACCAAGCAAGCCCUGAUCUACAGUGAGUCAGAACCCUGCGCCUUGGACCUGUAAUUCCUGCCGGUCUCUCAGUGCUUUGGGUGUGUCCACUCAUGACUGACGGAUCAUCUGGCACAGAUUCACUGUGAUAUGAAGGACGGUUGGAGGAGUCACAAACACGCUGGAAUUCUAAUUGUUGCCAUGGCCUCGGGGGAGCUGGACGCAGCAGCGGUCGGUGGCAAGAGUCAGGGGAAGCGGCCACCCGCCAUGGCCCCUGCGGACCGAAAUAGCCACAGGCGCACUCGCAGCUGGGUCCCUCCCGUGUAUGGAAGUCCCACAUCGCCGCCCUGCUGUUCACACCAGGGCACUGCAGCCACCAGACAGAGGAAGGGUUCACUGUCCCCAAUAAGUCCUCCUGCUGGACGGUGCCUUCUCUGUAGACCAGGGAAGUUGACUGCUAAUACACCAGGACACUCGUUUUGUAUUGGGCACACAGAACACCAAACGAGUGGUAGUGCCACCUCUGGGGAAAGGGUGGAAAGGCCUCAUGGUAAGGGGCAAAGGAGGGCAAGUAACUCGGAGCAGGCAGGAUGUCCAGCAGGCAGUCCUGCAGCCUACAGGGCGUCUUCAUCGCCAUCAUCAUCAUCAUCAUCAUCAUCAUCGCUGCCUGACAGACGGCAGCCAUCUGACGGUCUGCCGCUUGGGGAGUUUUCCUCUGACUGUGUCCACGUCAGUGGGGCGGCAUCUGGGUUGAGCGGCUCCACUGGCUCUCUGUGCCAGCUGGACGAUGGCCGGGCAGCCGGGCAGCUGGAUGAGGUCAUGCCAGCCGGCCGGCUGGGGGUGAGGAGGAGCAGUCUGCCCAUGGCCUCACCGCAGUGGGUCUCCCGCGGACCUCUCGCCUCUGUCUUCAACCGGACGACCGAAGGCGGGCUGGGUUCUAGGGCCAACAUCCGCUGCGGGCACUGCCUGAAGAACGGCUACUCCAGUUUGGAGCAUUUGGAGCGUCUGGACGGCCGGCCCCGACCCAAGUGCCUCCUGAAGGCCCAUAGCUCGUCUCCCCUGGUGACCUACGGGGGUGACCGUGACAGCGACGGAGGAGCCGUGUCGGACAGCGAGUUCGUGCGGCAGAAGAGGGAGCGUUCCACCUUCCUGGUGCGGAGGUACCAGAAGAACAACCAGAGAGUCCAGAGGACGGUCUGCCCGGGCGCCAGGACAGUCAUGAGGACUCUGCUAUCGGGUCACAUCUCUAAGGCAGUGUGCGACACUGUUUGUGAACAGACCCAGCGGACCACACUUCUGGAGACUUCUCCGGGACGCGAGGCGGCCCUUCUGCUGGUUCAUCUUCAGGUCUCGAAGGCCCUCCUCAGCUACCCUGGCCGCAGACUCUCACAGCUUGACCAUGCGCUGAUCCCGGACGAGCCCCAAGAUUUGGUUUUCUCAGCAAGACUGCUGAACCUGCCCAGGGCAGAUGUGUGGGGUCGUUGCCCAGGAGACGUGGGACACACUGUUGAGUUCCGUGCCUGCCUGAGCCGCGCCCGCCUCUACACCAACGUCUGCAGAACACUGCUGGAGGCCGCUGCCGCCCUCGGAACUCGGAGUGCCAUGCCGGGUGGCACUGCAGGAAUACCUGGAACGCCUGCCAACUCUGUGGGGCGACCCAUGCCAAAGGAGCGCCAGCUGUGUGCGGGCGUGGCCCAGAGUGUGGGCUCGCUGUUGCCCGGCGGUGUGGGGGGUGUGGUCGGCGUGGCGGCGGGCAUCAGCAAGGAGCUGGCGGAGCUGCGCCACCUGGUGCCCUUCCCCGAGGAGGUGGCCAUUGCACUGACCGAGCAGGAGCGGCGCCUGUACCGCCGCGUCUUCCCGCUCGACUACCUGUGCCUGCUCACGCGCCAGCUGGGCAGUCCCGAGUGCCUGCCGCGGCAUCCGCAUCUCAGGGCCUCGCUCUCGGCACCCGCCAUGCCCGCCACGGAGAGCAGUGGAGAGGGGCAGCAGAGGAGCGCCCUGGAGGACCUGGUCACACGCUUCAAUGAGGUGAGCUCAUGGGUGACGUGGUUGAUUCUGACGGCCGGCUCUAUGGAGGAGAAGCGUGAAGUGUUCUCUUACAUGGUCCACGUGGCGGACUGCUGCUGGAACAUCGGCAACUACAACGCCGUCAUGGAGUUCUUAGCUGGACUCAGGUCGCGUAAAGUCCUGAAGAUGUGGCAGUUCAUGGACCAGGCGGACAUCGAGAGCAUGCGGCGCCUGAAGGACUCCAUGGCCCAGCACGAGUCGUCGUCCGAGUACCGCAAGGCGGUGCACCGCGCGCUCCACAUCCCCGGCUGCAAGGUGGUGCCCUUCUGUGGCGUCUUCCUCAAGGAGCUCAGCGACGCCCUGGACGGAGCCGCCAGCCUCAUCGGCCUCCGCCACACGCUGGACCCCAAGGAGGACACCGUGGAGUUUGUGUCCGACUACAGUGGUCAGCCCAGCUUCCUGCAGCGUGCCGGCCCCGACGGCCUCCACAGCGCUGAGAAGGAGGCCACGGUCAGCAACAUCCUGCAGACCAUCCGCAGCUGCCACCGCAGCCUGGAGAGCGAGGAGACGGCAAUGACCACUGACGGCGACCCGGCCAGCGGCGCAGACAGCCCGGCCUCACGCUGCAACUCUGUCAAGGACCGAUACAAAAACCCGAAGAACUCUCAUUCAAACCGUGUUGUUUUCUCCAUUGGUGACCUCUCGGAUGCCGAGGUCGAAGGUCAGGACCAGAUCGGAGGCUCGGAGCACUGCGGUGCUGAGAGCGACGGCGAGGAAGACAACAGCACUGACCCGCUGGUCAUCCCCGAGGACGCCCAUGGCCCGUUUGGCCACGGCACGGAGCUCAUCCCCUGGUACGUGCUGUCGCUCCGCGCUGAGGUCCAUCAGUUCCUGCUGCGCGGAGCCACCGUCAUCCACUACGAGCAGGAAAGCCGGCUGAGCGCCCGCUGCUCGCUGCGCCUGCUGCCCGACAACGGCAUCCUCGUCUGGGGCCGGCCCCGCAGCGGCGGCUCCCUCCCUGGAGCCAAGGCCUCCGACCCCCUCCAGGCCCCGGGAACCAGCGGCGGGAGCGGCAGCAGCAACAGCAGCGGAGGCGGCGGCAUAGCCGCGCUUGGCAUGGGUCUGACGGAGGGCGCGCUGGACCUGGCCUCGGUCAAGGCGGUGUUCCGCGGGCACCCUGGUGCCGACGUGGUGGCCGUGUGCACGCAGCACAAGCUGAGCAUGCUGAGCUGUGGCGAGCACGCCGUCUCGCUGCUCCACGGCCACGGCACCACCGACAACCGGCUGCUGCACCUGGUGGCGCCGGGCCACACGGCCCGCAUGCUGCACGAGGGCCUCCAGGCUCUUUGCGCCGCCGCCAGGAGGAUGAGGCGCUUCCCUGACCAGCGGCUGCAGUGGCUCCGCAGACAAUACAUCAGCCUCUAUCAGGAGGAUGGUCGGUGUGAGGGCCCAACACUGGCCCAGGCCAUCGAGCUGUUUGGGGGGCGGCGGUGGAAUGCGGGCAGUGGGAGUGGCACAUUAGGAAGGGGCGGGGACAAGGCCGGAUCUCAGAGGAGCAGCCCACUGGGUAUCAACACCGUCAGCAAGAAGAAGAAGAAGCCGCUAGUCAGGGAAAACAGUGGUGAGGGCACGGAUGACGAAAUGGUCAUAAGGAAGACGCGCAGCUGUAAGGAGUCGCUGGACAGGAGAGAGUCCGACACGCCGGACGGACAUGACCCAGAGGAAACAGAAGACAACAGUGUCUCUGGUCUUCCCGGACCCUUCUCCUUGUCCAAUAAAUGCCAGUCCCCUGGUCCUUCUCUUUCCUCUUCAUCUCCCUCCUCCUCCUCUCCAUCUCCCGGUGGCACGAGCACCUCCCACCCCAUUCGUCCACACUCCUCUCCCAUCAUGGCCUGCAACGCCAAGGGUCAGCUGAGUGCCUGGGGCAGCAGGUCGUGGCAUGGCCGGGGGAAGGACUGCUUCAAGGGCUUCCAGAACAUCAUGAGCUCCGACACCACCAUGAGCUUCGUAGAGUUUGUGGAGCUCUUCAAGUCCUUCAGCAUCCGCAGCCGUAAGGACCUGAAGGAGCUGUUUGACACGUACGCCGUCACCUGCACCCGCUCCGACCCCGACUCCCCCUCCCUCCACACAAACCUCAAGGUCGAGGACAAGGUCACAGGACAGCAACCAGACCUAGACCUGCUUACACGAAAUGGCUCCGACUUGGGCCUCUUCAUCCGCUCGCGGCAACCGUUGCCUGACCACCAGAAGCAGAUCUCAGACGCCAUCGCGGCGGCCAGCAUUAUGAGUAACGGCACGGGCGUGGAGAACGCCUCGCUCGGAGUGCUCGGCCUGUCCGUCACACAGCUCAGCGACUUCCUCGUCAACUGCCAGGGAGAACACCUCACCUACGAGCAGCUGCUAGGACUGAUUCAGAAAUUUGAACCUUCAGCAAGUAUGCGGCAGAUGGGUUGGAUGUCCUUUGAGGGCUUUGCCAGGUUCCUCAUGGACAAGGAUAACUUUGCCUCUAAGCUGGAGGAGUCGGAGGUGAACCCAGAGGAGCUGCAGUACCCGCUGUCCUUCUACUACAUCGAGUCCUCCCACAACACCUACCUCACCGGCCACCAGCUCAAGGGAGAGUCCUCCGUGGAGCUUUACUCUCAGGUGUUGCUGCAGGGCUGUCGCAGUGUGGAGUUGGACUGCUGGGAUGGAGACGAUGGACUGCCAGUCAUCUACCAUGGCCACACCCUCACCACCAAAAUCCCCUUCAAGGAUGUGGUGGAGGCGAUAAACCGGACAGCGUUUGUCAACUCCGAGAUGCCGGUGAUCCUGUCCAUCGAGAAUCACUGCUCCUUACCUCAGCAGCGCAAAAUGGCGGAGAUCUUCAAGACGGUGUUUGGGGAGAAGCUGGUGACGCGCUUCCUGUUUGAGAGCGAUUUCUCCGACGACCCUCUGCUGCCCUCUCCGCUGCAGCUCAAGGGCAAGAUCCUGCUGAAGAACAAGAAGCUCAAGGCCCACCAGGCGCCCGUCGACAUCCUCAAACAGAAGGCCCAUCAGCUGGCUCAGCUGGGCAUGCAGGCACAGGCCAGUAACGGCACGUCCAGCAGCAGCGGCCCCCUGGGCAACACCCCUGAGGAAGAGGAGGAGGAGGAAGACGAGUACGACUACGACUACGAGUCCCUGUCUGAUGCUGAUGUGCUCACAGCGCCUCCAGCUUCUUGUGGCCAGGAAGACAACAUCCUGGACGAUAAGCCUGAGGGCCGGCCUACGGGGGACAAGCCGCCGGGCGAGGCCGCUGAGGAGGUGCGGGAGAAGAGGGUCCGAAAGGCUGAGAGCAGCCACAGCAAAGGGAAGCAGGUGUUUGAUCUAGAGCUGGGGGAGGAGUUCUAUCUGCCACAGAAUAAGAAGGAGAGUCGGCAGAUCGCCCAGGAACUCUCCGAUCUCAUCAUCUACUGCCAGGCCGUCAAAUUCCCAGGCCUGUCGUCGCUGUCUCCCAUGGGCUCUAGCAGGGGGAAGGAGAGGAAGUGUAGGAAGUCCAUCUUUGGGAGUCAGCCCAUGGCUGCCCCGCGGCCUUCUGGGAAAGGCAUGUCCGAGGGCAGCUCUCGCUCCAGUGGUGGCGAGGACUCACCUCAGCUACCUCAUCAUCAUCAUCAGCAGCAGCAGGCACCGUCGUCGUCCUCCUCCUCUUCCUCCCCUGGUCAGUGCCCCUCGUUCCCUCCCCUCUCGGCGGCGCUCCCCACCCCCCCGCCGGCCGCCGUCUCGGCGCCGACGCCCCCCCCGGCCUCGCUGAGCUCCAUCAUCCGCACGCCGCGCUGCUACCACAUCUCGUCGGUGAACGAGAACGCGGCCAAGCGGCUGUGCCGCCGGCACUCGCGCGCGCUGCUCCAGCACACGUGCUGCCAGCUGCUGCGCACCUACCCGGCCGCCACGCGCAUCGACUCGGCCAACUUCAACCCCCUGCCCUUCUGGCUGCACGGCAUUCAGCUGGUGGCCCUCAACUACCAGACCGACGAUCUGCCCCUGCAGUUGAACACGGCCCUGUUCGAGGCCAACGGCCACUGUGGCUACGUGCUGAAGCCGCCCGUGCUGUGGGAGCGCAGCUGCCCCCUCUAUCAGAACUUCUACCCCAUGGAGAGGGACACCGAGGGCAUGGAGCCCACCACCUACACCAUCACGGUGGUGUCGGGUCAGAACGUGUGCCCGGGGAACGCGGCGGGCAGCCCGUGCGUGGAGCUGGAGGUGCUGGGCGCGCCGUGCGACUGCGUCCACUUCCGCACCAAGCCCAUCCACCGCAACCCGCUCAACCCCAUGUGGAGCGAGAGCUUCACGCUGGCCGUCCACUGCGAGGACCUGGCUUUCCUGCGACUGGCCGUGGUGGAGAACAACAGCUCGCAGGUCACCGCCCAGCGCAUCCUGCCGCUCCGCGCGCUCAAGACCGGCUACAGGCACCUGCCCCUGAGGAACCAGCACAACGAGUGUCUGGAGGUCAGCAGCCUUUUCAUCUUCAGCCGCAGAGUGGAGGAGAGUGCUGGAGCAGCCGCAGUUCCUGGUGUCACCACAGGGGGCGCUGUGUCCUCUGUCUCCAGCGGAGGCAUGGCUCCUGGGCUCCCUGCUACUAUGCUGUUCAGCACUGAGGAGCGGCGAGCUGCUGUCCAGUACAAGGUGACCGUUCACGGAGCUCCAGGUGAAGAGUCCUUUACUGUGGUGACCGUGAGGGAACACACCACAGCCAAACAGAUCAUACACAUGCUUCUGGCCAGUUCCCCCGCAGACCACAACACUGACUCGGAUUCGGACUCGGACUCCAGUGUGGGCUACUUCCUGUCUGAGGAGAGGGUUCCUCUGUCCAAGGAGAAGGGCGACGGCAGGAGGCUGUCUCGCUGGCGCCCCCUAGCGUCUGAAGAGGAGGUGGUGCGGGUGGUGAACAGCUGGCCCCCAGAGGAGGGAUGCAUAGGAAGACUCUGGCUCAGAACGCAAGAAGAGGAGCUGAAUGAGAAGAACGGGGAGAUGGAGGGAUCACAGGAGGUGAAGAGCGGAGAGGAGGAGAUGUUCUUCGUGCAGGUGCACGAUGUCUCGCCCGAGCAGCCACACACGGUCAUCAAAGCACCGCGGCACAGCACGGCUCAGGACAUCAUCCGCCAGGCUCUGAGCAAGGCCAAAUACUCGUACAGUAUCCUGAGCAACCCCAACCCUGGGGACUACGUACUCCUGGAGGAAGUGAGCAAGGAGACUGGGGGCAAGAAGGCAGCGGGGGGCAAAGCCAGCCAGCGCGUGCUGCCUGAGACCGAGUGUGUGUACCAGACCCAGAGCCACUGGAGAGGAGCGGGCAGGUUCAUCCUCAAGCUCAAAGAACAGGUGCGUGAGGACAAGCGUCGGGGUCUGUCGCUUGCGAGCGAGUUUUGGAAACUGACGGGCCGCAGCCGGAGCCUGGCUCAUGAGAGUAGCAGCAGCAGCGCCCCCUACAGUGUGCUCCCGGAGCAGCUGAGGGUGUGGAUCAACACAGGGGGCUGGUCAAAAGGGCCGGCCGCCACACUGUCCACCAAUCGCAGGCUCCCUGUUAGCGGCCCAGGCCCUUCCCCCUGGUCCCUCCCACUGCUGUGGAACUGGAAGCUGCACAAAUGAGCUCCGCCCUCGCCGGCCAAUCACAUUGCACAUUUGUUUCCUUGACGUCGCCGACGGCAACAACAGGCUGGGUGAUGCUGUCUCCAGCUGUGAGGGGAUGCUCCAGUUGUGGCUCGGAACUGGCUGUACCGCAGAGUCGAAGUGAGUUGUCGAACUCCGAAAAAUGAGCAUCAGGUGAUUCUCUUCGCCGCCAGCGGCAUCUGAAGAGCAGAGUCAAAGCUGAUGGCGACUCUUUCAGUGGGACAGUUCUCGCCCCCUCGUGGGGCUACCCACCAAUGAAAUAGCUGGGAUUUCUUGAUUUGCUUUUUAUUGUAGCUUCUGCUUCGUCACAUUGCUGUCAUUUCACAAGCCACCCACCCCAUGAAGUUUCUGGGUGGUCUGCUUGACAUGCGACCCAAAAACCAGCUGACCGGACUCUUGUCCAGUUUAGGCUCCCAUCGGAACCUCCCUUCUUCUUUGUCAGUAAUGCUCAGUGCUUUGCAGUGACAUUGCUCUAUGUUAAAGGUCUGUAUAUUAACUUUUAAAGUAAAAUAUUUAAAAAAUGUAAAUGUAUCUAGUCCCUUUUGAGGAUAAUAAGUAUUUAAGUGAAUCAAGUGGAAUAGAUUGUGUGGAUGAGAUGUCAGUGUUUAUUACUGUGAGUGCUUUUUGCACAAAAUUGAUGAGUGAUACUAAAAUCUUUUAGGUUACUCCAGUUUUGGUUAAAAUUAUAUUUGAUGAAUUUAAAAAUUACUUAUUUCAUUGUCAGUGAGGAUUGUGCUGGCAUCCAUGAGCAUUGUUGCACCUUUGAACAAUCAAUUUAUUUAGGAGAAAAUAUUCAGUAUAUUUCCUUUAUUGAAAUAUUCAAUUUAGUUUUAAAAAUGUCCUCAAAGUAAUUCAGAACUUUUCCUGCGAGGUGUUCUUUUAUCGUUAUAAUAUAGGCAUGUUUGAAGGAUAUAAUUUUAAUCAAUCAAUUUUAAUCAUCUAAGUUGGUUAGAUAACAUUCUUGAAUGUAGGAGAGCACAAGAAAAGAUAGCAGUGAAUGGAAAAAGGAUGAGUGAAUAUAUAAAUAUAUAUAUAUUUUUUAUAUAUAUAUAUGAAUGAUGUUUUAAGUGGGUCCAACAAAAGUUAAGACAGAAACAUGGUCAGUUGAUAUAUAAGAUUAUAGCCAUUAGGAUGGCCUCUCAUUUUCAUGGCCACUGUGUGUUCCUUCCUGUUUCUUAAGAGUUUUUUUUUUUUUGAGUUUUAUUCCAUUUUUAGUCCAUUUUAGGAUAAGCAAAGCACAGCUUAUUUCUGUUUAUGGUUUUAUCUGUCUCCUGUCUUUUAUUUAUGUUGUUUUUCUUAUGGACUUAAGUCCAGUGGUAUGGUCUCAGGAGCACCUGAGAUCGCUUAUAGAGGUCUAGAAGAAUCACAAGCACUUUGGUAACAUGAUCUUGCCUUUCUUUUUAGGCAUGUGACACAAACAUGCCAUAAUUCAUUGGAAAGCGGUCAGUGAUCAGACACUAUUGAAAGUGCUAAAAGAAGUGAUGGCAAAUGCCAGGGUCAGAAACCGCUGAUUAUACCACAGUGCUUGUAUUUCAGAUGUUAAUAGCAGAUUGGCUGCUUAAUUUAGCAACAUGUUGCUCUUGUAUGUUAUAUUUAGAAUUAUCCUUUUUUAUCAUGUAAAACCAACCAAUGACCAAGAGUUGCUUUGAGAAGUGCUCUCAUGGUGAAGGAGGUUCCUUUUUUUUCCUUUCCAACGUUCUUUAUUUCAAGUGUUCUACACUACUACAGCAAAACAAUUUUGCUAUUUUAAAUAUUUAUUUCCUGUUUUUGCCCAGGUUGGCUUGUCAUGUUUUAUAGCUGUUCAGUGUAAAACCGUUGGAAAGUAAUGUGCAACUUAUUUAUUUUUCUACUUUUUAGUGGGUCCCUGCAUUCACCUGUUCAGAGUGCGAUCGCUCCGCUCUUUAUCUUUUAUACUCGUUUUAAAGUAAUAAAUACUAUGGAACAAUCAGCGGAGAAAUACUCAACAUUUCAUGUAGACGCUCCGAGACACGGGGCCGAUGUAUGCUGAAGUGUUACGAGAUUUUUAUUUAAAGCUAAUUAGCCUCUGCUUUUAGAGUUCAUGUAUUUGAGAUAUUUAAUAUAAUUUCACUGUAUCGAGAGCUUAGUGGACCAGCUACAUACAGUAACUCUGUGUGUGUGUGUUGUAUUGUGCUGGCAUUGCUGAUGCGGUUGGAGCACUUGUACGUUCAUCCUGUGAAUGUUCUUUUUAUUUGUUGUUCUUGUGCUGUCAACUGUUUGACUACUUUCCCAUUUACUUGAAACAUUUAUUGAACAGCUCGAUUAAUUAAAAGCAGUUACGAACUAGAAAUGAAA
Molecule: messenger RNA, 10185 nt
Organism: Alosa sapidissima (American shad)
Lineage: Eukaryota; Metazoa; Chordata; Actinopteri; Clupeiformes; Clupeidae
Gene: plce1
Product: phospholipase C, epsilon 1
Exons: 35
Coding region: 394-7851 (2485 amino acids)
Biological process (GO): small GTPase-mediated signal transduction; phosphatidylinositol-mediated signaling; lipid metabolic process
Molecular function (GO): phosphatidylinositol-4,5-bisphosphate phospholipase C activity; guanyl-nucleotide exchange factor activity
Source: RefSeq, a predicted model, not a curated record